This is a messenger RNA of Thamnophis sirtalis, 4256 nucleotides long. The record is from RefSeq and is a predicted model, not a curated record. Lineage: Eukaryota; Metazoa; Chordata; Lepidosauria; Squamata; Natricidae.
GGGCGGACAGGCGGGAGGUCCGAGAGGGAGAUCCCCAAAAUUCCAUUGGGCGCCCAGUCGGAUGCGCAUUCCUUGGUCAAUUGUUAACAGCCUUGGAUGGGUGGAAGGUCCUGGCGGCAGAGAUCAGUGAUUAUGAUUAUUUCUAUUAUAUACACAACAAUGGGCAGCGCAGGUGCCAGUUAUUUAGCUAGGGUUGGCCUUUAUGCGCAUCGAGUUCUUCCCAAGGACCUAGGAUUUAUUAAUUUAUUUUUAAUUUAUGAUUAUUAUUACGAAGUUACCAAGGACCGUGGUGGCCAUUUGAAAAUAUACUGAGUACUUAAGGAAAGAGAAAACUAAAAACGAUUAAUGGGGAUGACUAGAAUGGCUAAAGGCGAGAGAAACAAACGAGUACUCUUCCUAUUUCCCCCACAAUAACAACGUGAAGUAGGUUGAUAUGAGAAAGGGGGAGAGUGGCCCAAAAAUAUGCACAAGUAUACACAAAACAGGUAAGGAAUAAAAAAGUGUACACAUCUGCCUAAAAACCAAUGGGUGUUGAAAUGGAAGUACCCAUCUUAGAGAAAGGAAUGACUUGCUAAUAUUGAGCAAUUGUAACUGACAACAUUUGGGAAUGUUCCAAAGAAGACAUUUACUUUCAUUUGCUAAAAAAUAUGAAGUGCUGCUUUGAAUUAGAGGACUCUCCAUAGUUGGUUGAAGGGAGGAAUGGAAAGGAGCUAGGCUUACUUAAAAGUAUGUUUUAGCAGAGAGAAUUUGUAACCAGGAGAUUGCUUGGCAAACCACCAACCAAUAGGAAUCUACCUAGAAGAAACAAGCUCAUUGGGGACUUUGUUACUGGCGCCAAUCCCUUCAAAAAUAAAGUGGAAAUGAAAGAGGGGCAGCAUUUGCUAGCAGUUCCAGGAUGCUUAUCGCAGGUUAUCGGCGAUUGAACAAGGAGUAUCUUACAAAUUCACUGAUUGAACGGUUGGAGCUACCAAAAGGAGCAAUGUUUUAUUAAAAUAAUCUAAAACUGCUUUCAGUGCUUUUGAAAAGAAAAAAGCUCACCACAUUGAACCAAUGGUUUGAAAGAUUCUGAAUAGUGCCAAAACUUUCAGUGCUUUUGAUGCUUAUUUUAUUUCCUUAAAACAUGAUAAUACAGUUCUCAUGGAAGAAAUGUUUCCCAUUAUAUUGUGUCCUCAAAGUUCCAGCUGCUGGCUUCAAAAGCACAAAGGAAAGAGGGCUUAUCCUACAGUCUGUGUCUCAGGAUGUCUACCAGAAUUUAGCAUUAGAGGAUUGGAUCCAUGAUAACAUGGAUUUAGAGAAGAGGCACGUUCUUCUCCUCUGGAGAAAUUCUUCUGCUGUAGUGAUUGGUCGACAUCAGAAUCCCUGGCAGGAAUGUAACCUUGGAAUCAUGAGGCAGAAGGGUAUAAAACUUGCUCGAAGAAGAAGUGGAGGAGGUGCAGUUUACCAUGACAAAGGCAACAUUAAUCUAACUUUUUUCACUGACAGAAAAAAAUAUGAAAGAAUUGAAAAUUUAAAACUCGUUGUUAAAGCUUUGAAGUCCCUGCGACCCCAGCUAGAUGUUCAUGCUACUGAGAGAUAUGAUCUCUUGUUAAACAAAACCUUUAAAAUUUCAGGAACUGCUGCGAAAUUAGGAAGAACAGCUGCUUAUCACCACUGCACUUUGUUAUACAGUACUGAUAAAUUGGUUCUAACAUCUGCGUUAAAGACUCCUAAUAGUGGAAUCCAAAGUAAUGCCACACCAAGUGUGCCUGCAUUAGUGAGAAAUCUCUAUGAAGAAGAUCCCACAUUAACUUGUGAAAUGCUUAUGGAAGCCAUUGCUGGCGAAUACGCUUCACAUCAUCACAUUGAAAACCAUAUCCAUGUUAUAAAUCCAGCCGAUGAAACAGAAUUCCCUGGGAUUAACAACACAGCCAUAGAACUAAAAGCCUGGAAUUGGCUAUAUGGAAAAACACCAAAGUUCAAAAUCAGCACAUCCUUUAAUAUAGGACAUGAGGAAUCCAAUGUUGAAAUUCAGAUAAGUAUGGAUAUAAAGAAUGGUAACAUUGAAACUUGCCAAAUAGAUGUCCCUCAGAACUGGCUGCCACUGGAUGUGUGUGUUGAACUCAGGAACAGCCUAAUUGGCAAUAGGUUUUGCCCAAAUGAAAACACUGCCGUGACAACUGCUUUGCUAAGAAUGUGGGCAAAUUCUACAUUACACAGCAAAUUGCAUAUCUUAUGUGAGAAGAUAAUAACAUUAAUGUAAUUUAUAUGAUUAGCUGGAUUCUUAGGUAUCAGAUUAGUAGUUUGCUAAUACAUGCCAUGUAUGAUUUUAGAAGAGUUCAAUGAAUGUAAAUUUAAUGUUACAUAUAACUACUGAACAAAAAUAACACUUGAAUAUAAAAUUCCUUUUUAAGGGAAGUAGUUAAUUGAUAUUGCAGUCGUUAUCUAUCUUCUCAAACUCCACUGAGUUUAAUGGAACUUGGAAUGCAUUUAAUGGAAUGCAAUAAUAAUAAUAAUAAUAAUAAUAAUAAUAAUAAUAAUAAUAAUAAUAAUAAAUAAUAAUAAUACACUUGGGUGAGCAAAAAUGUGGAGGAAAAACUAUAACUAAUAGCCAUUUUCAAAUUCAAUAUAUUACUGGUCCAAACACCCAAAUUAUAGCCAUAUUUGAAUUGACAUUGAAACAUUACUCCAGUUAUAAUCAACAAAAUUUAAAAGAUUAUUUGUUCUGCCUGUCUUCUGUGCUGGAUAAGAGUUGACUCAAUGUGAAAUAGGCGGCAAAUAAAUUAAUAAAUAAAUAACAUGUUAGCAACCUUGUGAAAGGUCAUUUGGUUUCUUUUCUUUUAAAUUACUUUUCACCAGUUCUUACUUCACCAUUCUAGUAAGAACAGAAGAUCUGUAUCGGGUGAAAAGUACAUUUUUUAAAAACAAGCCUUUAUUCCAACAGUUUUAUAUUCUUACUUUUGAUUAAUCCAAAUUUAUUGACAAAAAUUAAAAAAUGACAAGGUAUACAAAUAAUAACUUUAAUAAUACAAUAUUAUAAAAAAACACCUAUACCCAGUAACAUUCAAAAGGACAAGAUUUCAAGUAAUGAAAUUGUUUAAAAUUUCCAUGACAUAUUGGAUCAGAUGUUUAUCAUUUAUUUGAUUCCAAAAUAUCACUAUCACCUAAUAAUUUUAUUGGAAUAAAAACGGGGGUAGAUUCUGAGGAGAAAAAAAAACUAAUUACAACACGGCCAUGUUACAAAGCAGGUUUUAGAAAUGGCACAUCAGGACUAGUAAAGUUCUUUAAAGAACCCAUAGAUGACAUAUGAGCUGAAAAUUGCAAGCAUGUACAAUAUUUUGAAAGUUCAGAGGAUGUGGUUCACUAUUAAGCUCGCAGCAAAAUACAUAGCUCAGCUGGAUGGCCAUGGCAUCUUUUUCUUCCAUCCUGAUUGAACAUAUGUGUGUGUGGUAGUGGCAUGGUUUUUGUAGUUUGAAAAAAGCAAAAAGCAGGUGGACUCCAUUCAAAAUACAUCAGCAUGCUAUGUGACCUAAGUGACUGCUGUGUAACUGUCCAAAAAUCCUCUCCAUUCAGCACCAUUUAAUGUUCAACGAAUUUGGCAGGCACCUUUUCUCUAUAUAUAUACAAUACUUCAUAUAGCUUGAGGCAAUUGUAGCUAGCUCUGUUUUUAGACUGCUAAAUUCAAAAGUCCUUGGCUUAUGAUAACAAUUGACUGGAAUUGCUAUUGCUAAGUGAUGCACUCAUAAAGUGGGACAGAAGUUUUGCAGGGCUACAUCAAAUGAUCAUUAAACAAGCAGCUCACAUGACUGACUUCCAGCCAGUUUUCCCAGCUUUUGUUUGUGGGAAGUUGGCAGGGAAUAUUGGAAAUCACAAUCACAUGACCACAGUCCCGGAAACAACAUAAUCCCAAGCAGGACAUCAAGUAAAUAUCCAAAUGGCAGUCAUGACUGGGGACAAUGCAACAGCUAAACUAUGAGAAAACUAUUCAUUCAGUCAUAACUUUGAACGAACCUGUAUCUUAGGUUUAUUUUAGCUAUUUGUUUGAAGUAGUGACUCCAGUCAUUGCAUUUUUAAAAUAUAUUCAGUAGUUGGUUUUAAUUUAAUUAUUCUUCCAAUAUUUUACCUGAUGUUAAUUAAGGUAAGGUGAUUAAGGUGAUUUUCCUUUAAGCAAAAUUUAACAGUCGAAGCCUCUUUUAAGGGUAUCUUGAGAUAAACGUAUUUUUUUGCUUAAACAACAAUUUAUUUUAUUAAAAAGCAUAUUAAAUAUACACCUUGACAAG